Anopheles moucheti is the source of this 5918-nucleotide messenger RNA. It is a transcript of the gene alpha-Man-IIb, whose product is annotated as alpha-mannosidase 2. The record is from RefSeq and is a predicted model, not a curated record. Gene Ontology annotation, molecular function: carbohydrate binding; alpha-mannosidase activity. Gene Ontology annotation, biological process: N-glycan processing; mannose metabolic process; protein deglycosylation. The coding region runs from base 6 to 3761 and encodes 1251 amino acids. Gene Ontology annotation, cellular component: Golgi membrane. Lineage: Eukaryota; Metazoa; Arthropoda; Insecta; Diptera; Culicidae. The transcript has 6 exons.
CCAAUAUGACGAUGAAGCUGUUUCGACGCGGAUCGCCCCGAUGUAUCGGUCUGCUGUCUGCGUUCGUGACGAUCCUGCUCUGCCUUUACUACAUCUCCAUGGGGCAACCGUCGCCGGCUGGAUCCGGCCCGUCUGCCCCGACCGGGAUGGACGGCAAGGACGCAUCCGGCGCUGUGCCAGUCGGUGCAGCCCACCAGAAACGCUCCAACGGACAACAUACGGGCCCGAAUGCAAAUCAUUCGUGGCACAGCUGGCUGCGGAGCAACCUGAUCGGUGGCGGUGGUGGAGGACCUGCAGCCGCCGGUGGUCGGCAGCAGCGCAUCGCCAAUCGAGUAGGUGAUAAUGUGCGAGGAGACUCGGCCGAUGCGGACGACGACAGUGGCGGAACCGAUGCAGACGACGGUGGCGGAGAGGCUGGCCCACUGCCGCGCUUCGGUAGCCGAUGGGAUGAGUGCAACGUGCUGGAGGAGGCAUCGACCGACAUCACCACCGUGGACGAGUAUGGGAAAUUCGAUUUCCAGCCCGAAUGGAUGAAAACGAAGGAAUACUGGGACAAGGAUUUUGAAACCCGCUAUGAAAAGCUACAAAAGGACCCGAAAAGGCCACCGCUUAAGAUUGUGGUGGUGCCCCAUUCCCACAACGAUCCCGGCUGGUUGAAAACGUUCGUCAACUACUUCCAGUCCGAUUCGCGCCAAAUACUCAACCUGGCCGUCACCAAAAUGCCCGAGUACAGCAACAUGUCGUUCAUCUGGAGCGAAAUUAGCUUCCUGCAGCUGUGGUGGGAUCAGGCACAUCCGACCAAACAGCGGAUACUGAAGAAAUUGGUACAAUCGGGACGGUUGGAAAUCACGACCGGAGGUUGGGUUAUGACGGAUGAAGCCAAUGCCCAUCUGUACGCUAUGGUGGAUCAACUUAUCGAAGGACACCAGUGGGUUAAGGCGAACCUCAACAUUACACCCAAAACGGGCUGGAGCAUCGAUCCGUUUGGACACGGCAGUACCGUGCCGUAUCUGCUGGCCGCAUCCGGCUUCAAGGGUACGAUCAUACAGCGGAUCCAUUACGCCUGGAAGCAGUGGUUCGCCCGCCAUCGGUACGGUGACUUCCUGUGGGCGCCAUAUUGGAAGAGUCUAUCGAACAGCGCACGGGAUCAUACGAUGCUAACGCACAACAUGCCAUUCGACAUCUACUCGAUCAAGCAUUCGUGCGGACCGCAUCCAUUCAUCUGUCUGAACUUUGACUUCCGUAAGAUCCCCGGAGAAUACACGGAAUAUUCGAUCAAGGCACAGUUCAUCACACCGGAAAACAUUGAGGCGAAGGCCGAUCUGCUGAUGGAACAGUACUCUCGCACGGCGUCACUGUUCCCCCACAAUGUGGCGCUCAUCCCGGUGGGAGAUGACUUCCGGUACAACAAGGAGAAGGAAAUGGAACAGCAGUACACCAACUACAAGAAGCUGAUCGAUUACAUCAACGAGCAUCGGCAGAAGUACAAUGCGGAAAUAAGCUUCGGCACACCGGUCGAUUACUUCAAUGCCAUCCGUGAACGGUACGAUCGAUUCCCCACACUCAAGGGUGACUUCUUCGUGUAUGCCGAUAUCUUCAACGAGGGGCGACCGGCGUACUGGUCCGGCUACUUCACAACACGUCCAUACUACAAGAUCCUAAGCCGUGAGCUCGAGCACAAUCUGCGCAGUCUGGAGAUUUUGUUUACGAUCGCGUUCAACCGAGCCCGCCAAACCAGCAGUUCGAAUGCGUUCAAAAUUUACGAAAAGAACUACGAAAAGAUGAUUCUGGCGCGGCGUAAUCUCGGUCUGUUUCAGCACCACGAUGCCAUCACGGGCACGUCGAAAGCGAACGUAAUGCGCGACUAUGCACUGCGGCUGUUCGAAAGCAUACAGGACACGGUAAAGCUGCAGGAGAAGACGAUCGAGCUGCUGGUACAGCGGAAACCGCUCGAUCAGCAGCACGGCUUCCUGAUCGGCGAGCUGGAGCGGGACAAUUUCGGCAAGUUGCCGCGCAAAACGCCCAUCAUCGUGACGGAGGGUCGCAGCACGGACUUUAUCGUGUACAACGCGCUCGCCCAGGAACGGCUUGAGGUGGUCACGAUACGUACCCUGACGCCACGCGUAAAGAUACUGGACGCGGGUGGCAAAACCGUCGACAUCCAGAUCAACCCGGUGUGGAACAUUACGGAGACGUCGUACACGUCGCGCAAGAUUGUACCCUCGGACAAGGAGUACGAGGUGAUGUUUGUCGCACGGUUAGCGCCCCUUUCGCUGACCACGUACACGGCCGCAUACGAUGAGGACGGUUACCAGGGCAAGAUGGCCACACUGUACUGUACCGAGUGUCAGGACGAGAAGACGAAAGCGUUCGAGGUACGCAGCAAACAGCCGGGUGACAUACAGCUGGAGAACUAUAAGAUGCGUCUGCUGUUCGACGAGCAGAGCGGGUUCCUGAAGUCGGUCACGAAGAAGCACAUGGGCAAGCAGAUCCAGUGUGCGAUCAAGUUUGCCGCGUACAAGAGUGCUCAAUUCCAUUCGGGUGCGUAUCUCUUCAAAACCGAUCCAGAGCAGCGCAACUCCGAGAAGGACGUGCUGGAGCAGUACGGUGAUCUGACCAUUCUUAUCACGUCCGGUCCACUGGCAAGCGAUGUGACCGCCAUUUACGGACCGUUCCUGGCGCACACGGUACGCAUCUACAACUCGAACAGUGUGCUGGACAGUGCGAUCUACAUCGAAAACGAUAUCGACUUCGAGGCACCGCCAAAGAACCGCGAGACGGAACUGUUUAUGCGGUUCGUUACGGAUAUUGAGAAUGGAGCGAGCGAAAACCCGGAGUUCUACUCCGACCUGAACGGAUUCCAGUAUCAGAAGCGGGUGAAAGUGUCGGCAAUUGGGGUGGAAGGAAACUAUUUCCCCAUCACCUCCGGCGCGUUUAUCCAGGACGAUCGUAUGCGUCUAACGCUGCUGACAACGCAUGCGCAGGGUGCGGCAAGCUUAGAACCGGGCCAGCUUGAGGUAAUGCUCGAUCGACGCACACUGUACGACGAUUAUCGUGGCAUGGGCGAAGGUGUCAUCGAUAGCCGUCUGACGCGGCACCGGUUCUGGCUGACGCUGGAAACGAUCGAUACACCAACGGCGGCCCAACCGGACCCACCGGCUGCAAACACCAACGAGGAACAGAAGCCAAAUGCCGACCCCUACCAGCUGCCCAGCAUCUUUGCCAAUGCGCUGGCAAACGGGCUGAACUAUCCGGCCAACUUGUUCAUCGUCGAACGGUUCGACGAAAGCAAUCAGUUGGAGUUGAACCGGGCGGUGCGGUUGCUGCGGGUACAGUUCCCGUGCGAUCUGCACAUGCUCAAUCUGCGCACGCUCACCGAGAGCAACUUGCCACUGUUCCCGUCCAGCUCUGCGCUGCUGGUGUUGCAACGGCAAGGUUACAGCUGCCGAAUAGGGGGUGACGAAAUGAUCGGUCACUUCUGCGGCAAUGGUAGCAGUAGUAGCGGUGGUGGUGGUGGUAGUGCUGGCAGUAGUACCAGCAAUCCAUCCAAAAACGCAAUCAUUGACGGUGGCGAUGGCAACGAGAUCGACCAUCGUCAGCCGGAGGUGCGGGAACUGCAACUCUUCCGACGGUUACGGAUCGAAGCGAUCCAGGCAACGUCACUGACGGGGUUACAUCCGGGCGAACGAAUCACCACGUUCACCGACAUCUAUCUCGAGCCGAUGGAACUCAAAACGUACAAUCUUACGUUCGCAAAGUAGGGCGAGAUCCCGGACUUUAGCUGAUGGAUACCGUCGACUAUGGGGGAGAUAUCUCGCCAACAACUCAUUUCAAGCAUUCCACAACGUACGGGAACUCCCGUUGCGAAACAACUCACUCGUUUGGGACGAUCUUCAUCCUCAUCGUCGUGUGUUUCUAUCCGUGUUCAAGUAGUCAACCUCUAGUGAGAGAAAGGAGUACGAAGGAAAUAGUAGCUGAUGUUGAUGAUAAGAAGAAAAUGGUGAUCAUGAAUCGCACGACGACGAAGACGACACCAUCCAUGUGUCAAUGGGUGUAUAAAGCUCUCUUACAAAAUAUCCCACUCACUUUCUCUGUCUCAACCCGAGUCCUCCUUAGCUCUCAAUGUUUCUCCUCCUAUCACUGAUGGCUAAUUUUACGCGAUCGUUUAGUCGUGCAUGCACGCAACGCCAACAUCAACUCAAACGCAUUACCUACUCUCUCGAACACAUGUGCGCGCCAACACCUUUCCGCUGGCCGUUGUUUAUCCUUUUUAAGAAGACAAAAAAGACAAUGCCCUGUCGGAGAAAGGUACGGUCAGGGUCAGCUCCACUCGAUGAGCCGGGAGUCUAGUGUAAUUUAUGUAACGUUUAGGAUAGUAACCGGGAACGAGUACGUGCGCGCCAAUAAUGAAUGAACAGGAAGGAUUGGUGGGUGGGCGAACUUAAUAAUUAGUAGGCAAGUUAUUCAAAUGAAACAAAACAAACAACCCAAUCGUACACUAAUUAACUGCACGUGGUAGUAGACGUUUAGACAACAACAUACACUUAGUGAAUCAAAACAUUAUCGACUACAAAUGUGGACAGUGGGGGAUUAAUUUAGUAGGAAUUCGUGGGGUGGAAGGAUGGGCCUGGGUAAAGUCACAAAGCAGCAGGAUGAGCAGGAUGAGUUGGAGGGGGGCCAGAUUGAUAGGGAGAACUAUAGGGAAAGUAGGUGAAUAUGAUAGAAUAGAUGAAAUGUAAGUGGAUCGUACAAUGGAACAGAUUCGGAGCAGAGAUGGAACGACCAUAGACUUAUGGCUAGAAUUAAUGCAUUCGUACUGCGCUGGUCAUGCUGAGUGACCGAAUGGCCGAAGGCAAAGAGUCCUUGAGCUGGUUUAUGUUUACCCUUAUUGUUCAAAUUUUCGUUUUCCCCCGCAUCGACCCCCUGUGCAACGUGACGAUACGAUACGGCCAGAAGCGAACGUGUGUGGGAAGCAAUCCUCUCUAAUCUGUUUUCCUCAUUCCAUGAAACAAGGAGUACAUACAGGUGGUGUGACCAGCUCUAAUUAUGUGUUAGAUGAGUACGCAUUUUCCUUUCCUGCUGCUUUUACACUAAUCAUUCAAACUGUACAAAAGCGGUACCGUAGUAUUAUUGGCAAACAAACCUCUCCGUAUAGCUCUGGACUGUUUUUUUUUUUGGUUUGUCGCCUUUAAUUUGUUUUUCCAUUUGAGUUCACUCCUUUGUGCAAUGGAAAGCUGUGUUUAUGUUUUAAAUUAAUUCUAAUAUAAGUGUAGAGCUGUGUGUUAAUCUGACGCUUUGUUCCGUUUUAAUGGUCGACGUCGCGCGCACCACUUCCUAUAAUAUCAUUAUUACGUCCGCAAAUUUGUUGAACUGGAUAAGAACAAAUUUAAAAACACUAUAGCGCAAUUGUUGUUACUCUCUUUACUAAAACAAAACAAAAAACACAUUAAUGAUUUCCACCUCGACGAGAGGAUAGUAUGGAUAGUAAAACAAACAAACGGUAGGCUUAUGAAAUGACGGAUAUUGUAAAUUAAGUAAGGAAUAUGCACGUGUGCAUCAAUGAAACAGGUGCGGCAAGUGGUUUAUACCAGAACUAUAACGAUAACACGCCGAAUGGUGGUAGUAUGGCCCAUAGUUUGUAAAUGCCCGGUUGCGACAAAGAAAAACCUCAACCCCCAUUACGGCCAUGUUCGUAACGUUUAUGACCAGGGAAACAGGGAUCCGCACACACAAACAACACGUUUCGUUUCAGACUCACUCACACAAAGUGAUCGUCAUUUUGUUCUAACUGUUCUCUCCGCCAUCCCAAUCCGCCACCGGCAACAGGUGGUUGGGUCCGGUUGGGUAAGCUAACAAACCAAAUUAAGCGGGAAACGAUUGUGAAUACCAAUAAUAAAGUUAAUGAAGGGACAAGAGAA